AUGGCUGAAAGAAGACCUUUUAAAAUUUGCUGCAUUUUUGAUAUUGAAUGCUGCUUUCCCACCAAUGAAGAUAUAAGAGAGAUUGACCUUCUUAAUAAGAAUAUUAAGAGCGAGGAAGCUCAUACAUGAGAAGACUCUAAUAACCUGAUUUUGAGAUAUGUGAGAUCUUUAAUCCAGCUUGCUGAUUGCUUCCCUGAAAUAAAAAUUGUUCUCUAUCUUCAUCACAAUAGCAAUAGAGCAAUGAAGAAAGAGAUCGAGAAAAUAAUUCGUCAAUACAGAUCUGAACACGAAAUCAGAAAUAUAGAAUUCGCUUCGCUUAUUGUAUCAAGCCAAGCUUUGUUUCAUCACCUUGGCUUUCUUCAGAUGAUAUGUGAAGAGACUCGGAUUUUUACCAGAAAUAAAUAACUUUUACCAACCUGGGUUCAUCGAUUACAAAAGAAACUUAAGUGGGAUGAAACAAUCUUCAAGUAAUUCCUUCUUACAAGAGAUUCCCAUGAUCCACCCCUUGCAUAAGGCUCCAACUAUCCUUGCAAACAAAGUCGACUCCUUUGCUGAUACAAAGAAAAAUCUGAGGCUCCAAAACGUUAAUCACGUCUUAAAUGACAUCAAAGAUCAAUUAUCAAUUAAAAGAGCUCAUGAGGACUCAACAACUUCCCCGAGUGAGUACCAAGAAGCUAAAGAAAUGAUUGAGAAUACUAAAUCUGAAGAAGGAUUGGGAAGUACCGAAAUUUCAACUGGAGAAGAAACCAAAAUAGAUGACAUCAGAGAAUCAUGACUAUCUUUCUCCAGCGAAGCUACUUUUAUUACCAAGUCAUCUAUGAUAAGUUUAUCACAAGAGGAAGUCUUAUCACAAGCAUCUGAAAUUGAGUUUCUUUCACAAGGAAGCGGGGAGAGUAAAUAAAGCUUCUAGCGAGGGCACUAGGCCUCCAACUAAAUAUGAUUUUGAGACAGAAUUCUAUCAAGAAUCGACCAUGAAGUUUUUCUGUAAACUUUAUUCUCACUUCAAAAACAAAUUUAGUCAAGAAUCUGUGAGUUUCAUCAACUCUCUUAAAAACUUGGUGUUGCAACACUUGACCAAGAUGAGCAAGAAGGCUGAUCACUCCAUCAGCGAGGAUGAGAAGCUGAAAUAUUUCAUUUAUAUUCGCAAUAAGCUUUACAUCGAGAGAUUUGUUAAAGGAACGCUGUUCGAGUUCUGGACUAAACACAACAUCAAUACCCUUAGUGCCAUGAAUGAGAGCACUAAGCUGACUGUUGAUAUUGAAAAGCUAGAAGAGGUGUACCAAAAGUAUGACUCAGAUAAGAGUCAGAAGCAAGAGUCUACAAAAUCGAGUAAAAUAUUUACCCCUAUCACUGACGUGAGUCUUUAUGCUAGUAUAUGAUAUACUAUUAUAAAAACCAUGAGUGAUAAGCAUUUUUACCAUGAGUACGGCUCUGAGACUAGCUACAAGAAGUACAUGAAGGUCAUAGAGAACUUACUCAAAAAUAUGUACAACUCAAGAGCUCUGGAACAAAAUCAAAGAACGGUUUUAAAGAAGGAUAAGUCCAUCAGAUAUUUGCUCAUGAAACUCUUUGAGAAUUAUGGGGUAUUUAAGGUCAAGCCAAAUAAGAAGCUGGAGUUCUGUAACUCUGCCCUUGAGCAGUUCUGUAACAAUAUUGAGAAAUAUUCUUGCAAGGAUCUGAUACAGAUGCUGAAUAGAGACAUUCAAAGCAUGGAAGGAACCAUGCUAAAUUAGAGCCAAUAGGAAUUCUUAAUUAUAAGCUUGAAUAAAUUAGUAAUAU
Molecule: messenger RNA, 1779 nt
Organism: Moneuplotes crassus
Lineage: Eukaryota; Ciliophora; Spirotrichea; Euplotida; Euplotidae
Source: the annotation of a GenBank genome assembly